Hordeum vulgare subsp. vulgare (domesticated barley) is the source of this 1871-nucleotide messenger RNA. Its product is annotated as F-box/LRR-repeat protein At4g14103-like. Bases 384 to 1400 code for a protein of 338 amino acids. The transcript has 3 exons. NCBI's taxonomy places the organism in Eukaryota, Viridiplantae, Streptophyta, Magnoliopsida, Poales, Poaceae. The record is from RefSeq and is a predicted model, not a curated record.
UAUAAUAAAUAAAUAGUACACUCUUCUAACCAACUAUUGUACAUGUUAGCUGUAAGAUGGGCUAUAGGUGACAUGACAUGAGCUUACAGCCGGCAACCGGCUCUACUAUUGUACCUCUUAGUGCGUGAGUAGCUCGGGCUACUGCUACCAGUACCAACACAAAUAAAUCCAUCGUUGCUCGACGGCCGGCGGCGACCAUGGACGAUGCGGCGGCGGUUGCAUCCGAGAAGGGGAGGCGAGAAGAGCCUCCGGAGGCCAUGGAGGAUGCAGCGGCGGCUUCCUCCUCCUCCCAGAAGCGGAGGCGGGACGAGCCGGAAUAGGAAGCGAGAAGGGAUGGCGGCAGCGGCGAGGAUGCGGGCCUCGACCUCGUCAGCGAGCUCUCCAUGGACCUCCGCGGCGUCAUCCUCUCUCGCCUCGCCAACAACAAGGCCGCCGCGCGGACAGCCAUUCUCUCCUCCGCGUGGCGCUACAUCUGGCGGUCCACCCCGCUCAACCUCGCCGUCGACGACGACCUCGCGGGGAAUGAGCGCAACCGCAUCACCGCCGUCUCCGAGAUCCUCGCCUCGCACCGCGGCCCCGUCCGCCGCCUGUCCCUCGAAACCAUCCGUCUUGGCCGCAACCGCUACGCCAGAUUCGACGGCUGGUUCCGGUCCCGCGUCCUCGAUGGCCUCGAGGAGCUCCAGUUCUACGGAGACGGCAUGCCGCCGCGCCUGCUGCCGCUGCGCCCUCUGCCACUGCCGCCAUCCGCGCUACGCUUCGCUCCCACGCUGCACGCCGCCAGCAUCGGCGGCUGCGAUUUUCCCGAGAUUAGUGCGCUUAUCUUCCCUGAGCUGAAGCGGCUGAAGCUCUAUGAUGUCUGCAUCUCGGAGGCGGACCUCCGCCGGCUGCUUGCCGGCUGCAUUGUGCUUGAGGCCCUUGAGCUCAGUGAUAUCCACCGGUUCAGCUUCAGCAGCGUCCAGAUCGUCUCGCCCACUCUCCGGAGUAUCCGUGUCUCUGCGAUUUGGCCUUUUCGCCUCAACGGAGGUUUACAACAAGCGUUUCAGGAGCUUGUCAUCGAGGAUGCACCUUGUCUUGAGAGAUUGACGCAAGUUGGUCCACUGGGUCCAAACAAAAUCAAGAUCAACGCAGCGCCAAAACUGACUCUGUUGGGCUACCUGUUUGGCAACAUCGACAAAUCCGCGACUACCUUUUUCUAUUCUCGUAGUAAGGAUAUCGUCUCCAUCCCAUUCACCGGGUGGUUCUGGAAUCCAUCGGCCCCGAUCUGGAUGCAGUUGUCCGGUUUCUUAGACGCUUUCCCUGUGUGGAGAAGCUGUACAUCCAGUCAUUUCUUAGGAAGAUCCCGCAAAGUGGCACACACAACGAUCCUAUUGACUGCCUUGAUCUGCAUCUCAGAGAAAUAGUAAUCAACGGCUAUCAAGGCAAGAGACGUGAGGUUAACUUUGCCAACUUCUUUAUUUUGCAUGCAAGGGUUCUCAAGGUAAUGAAAUUUGGUGUGCCUGGUAACCGUGACGAGAAAUGGAUGGCUAAUCAGCGAGAGCAGCUACAACUGGAUGACAGAGCUUCUACAGACGAACAGUUUUAUUUCCAAAGAUAUCGUGUUGAGUCCAGCUUUUACAACAACAAGCACAUACAUGAUAUGGGGACGCCUGAUCCCUUUGAUAGCUCGUUCUGUAAAUGCUGUUGACCAGCUUGUUGCCCUUUCAAGAGAUACGCUAGUUAUUUUUGUCGCCUCUUCUAUUCGAAACAUUCUAGCUCUAGGCUCUUUGGAAGUGCGUGUAAAAUAGCUACCUCUUGGUUUAUCAAACUGUUAGGCAAAACCUGGGAAUAUUACAUUAUCAUCAUGUAAUGGAAAUUUCAGUAUUCCCCCCCAA